GGAGAAAAUUAUGCUUACAAGAUCUUAUGUAAUUAGAUCAUUAAGACAAGAUUAGUGUUGUGUAAGUACAACAGCUGUCCCAAUAAGAAAGAUUAUUCUCUCUUCCACCAUAUCCUCCUAUCCACUAAAUUAAAUUAAUUACCUCUAAAAUCGGCGCAAAUUAUUUACACUAAGUCCUCAUAUUUCAUUAUAAAUAUUCCACCUUUUCAUUUUCUUCAAACCACUAUCAAAAAUCAAAAUCAGACAAUAUUUCUAAUAUUAAUCCAAAAAAUGGUUAAUUUCAACACUUCACUCGCAACUUUUUUCUUCUUCUUCCUCUUGUUAUCUCGAGCUAAGUCUUUUAACAUUACUUCUCUACUUAACCAUUACUCAUCUUUUAGCAGUUUCAACAAUUACCUAACUCAAAGCGGAGUGGCUGCGGAGAUUAAUUCACGACGGACCCUCACUGUCCUAGUCGUUGAGAACAACAAAUUAUCGCCCCUCAAGGGGAUGUCACAAGACGCGAUAGCUAACGUCAUGCGCGUGCACGUCUUACUCGACUACUAUGACGUUCCAAAGAUGCAAAUGUUGCCUAACAAGACUAUGAAGACGCCUACUUUAUUUCAAACGACUGGUUAUGCGAACAACGACAAAGGGUUUUUGAACAUGACUGAUUUGGGUGUUGGAAGUAUUUCGCUAGGCUCGGCUGCAGAAGGAGAAAGACUCGAAUCGAAAUUAAUUAAAUCUAUUGCGUCACAACCUUAUAAUAUUUCGAUAUUGCAAGUUAGCAAUGUCAUUAUUCCAUCGGGAAUUGAGUCAUCAACACCAACAUCUCCUCCACCUACCCCUGCCCCAAUUAGUAGUGCACCAACAUACUCCCCUGCUUCUUCGCCCCAUGGAUCAUCUGCAGCCCCUGGUACUGGUACUGACACAGGGCCUGCACCAGAAUCAGAGGCUGCCCCUGCCCCUUGUAAUGACGCAGGGCCUGCACCAGAAUCAGAGGCUGCAGAGACCCCUACAGAGGCUUCCCCUGCACCGGCUCCACAUCAUUUACCACCCAAAUCCGAUGCACCAACUGCAGAGACUCCUGCGAGUGGAUCAGCUGAUGCACCAUCUGCUAGUGCACCAUCAUCUGAUGUACCAUCGGCUGGUGCACCAUCAUCUGAUAUACCAUCAUCUGGUGCACCAUCAGCCGGUGCACCAGAGGCCGAUGCACCAUCGACCGGUGAACCGGAAGCCGAUGCAUCAUCGGCCGGUGCACCAGAGGCUGAUGCACCAGCACCAACUUCAACGGGGGAUAAUGCUAGUGCUAGUUCUAUUUUAGGUGUUAGCUUAGUUUUCAUUGCAAUGACUAAUCUCUUUCUCGUUUUAGUGAUUUAG
Molecule: messenger RNA, 1359 nt
Organism: Solanum lycopersicum (tomato)
Lineage: Eukaryota; Viridiplantae; Streptophyta; Magnoliopsida; Solanales; Solanaceae
Product: fasciclin-like arabinogalactan protein 14
Cellular component (GO): plasma membrane
Source: RefSeq, a predicted model, not a curated record